UUUAAUAUGAACUUAUUCUAUUUUCAUUAUCGUGUCACAAUUUUCUCCUACAUUCCUUUCUCAUCAAAGCUCAAAGCUCGUUACGGUUGAAGGCUCGCUGCAGGUCGAAGGCUUGCCGCCGUCGAAAUCUCGCCCCGUAGAAGGUUUUGCCGCACUCUGCCGUCGCCGAACCGUUGAGGGGCUGAGAAUACUUCUACUUUAUCUGGAAAGAGAAGGAAAGGGAUAUCUGCAACCAAAGAGCAGAUACGCAGUCCACUUUGAGUUCAUUUUUAUCUGUCUUAUGCAAGGCAAUGCAGGGGAUGCAUACCAGCUUGCUUUAUGUGCACACGAAGAAAGAGUUUAGUUACUAAUCUAAACUGAACAAAACCUUUGUUUGGAGAAUUACCUUCGAACCAUGCUGGCAGCGAUUCGGAGAAUGACGACAGUGGCAGGAGAAACUGCGCGCAUCACCAGAUUCUCUCUUCAUGCUCCAAAACACGUAGAGGUGGAAUUUGGCGAUGGUAGAAUGUUCAAGCUAUCUGCUGAAUUUCUCAGAAUAAAUAGUCCCGCAGUUGAUGGGAAGAUUAGGUCAAUUGGAGGUGAAAAGGUGAUAUCUGGGAGGCGCCACGUAGGAAUCAUGUCUGCAGAACCAGUGGGAAACUAUGGGGUGAGGUUCAAUUUUGAUGACUUGCAUAAGACUGGUAUUUAUUCAUGGGACUACUUUUAUCAUCUGGGGAGUAACAAGUUUACCCUUAUGAGAAAUUACAUUAAAACUUUGAAGAAACAUGGGCUUAGUAGGGAUCCAAGAGGAAGGAAGUGAUGCAGACUUCAGUUUAAUCACCCAAAUAUCAGUUUGAGAUUUGGUGUCAAAUAUCAACAUGGCACUCUGAUAGCUUCAUUUGUUGAAAGUGAAACCUGUAAUGUUGAAGGGUUUGAGUUGAAUGAAUGGUAAAUUAUGGAUAUCAAUACUAUUGGAGAAGAGAGGGGAAUAAAGGAAGGUUUUGCAUCCUUUCCGAAUUUUUUUUUUAUGAGGAAAGGAUAAUAUAAUUGUCUGCGAAGGCAGUUCUGUAUU
Vigna angularis (adzuki bean) is the source of this 1051-nucleotide messenger RNA. RefSeq lists its product as uncharacterized. Bases 395 to 799 code for a protein of 134 amino acids. The record is from RefSeq and is a predicted model, not a curated record. The transcript has 6 exons. NCBI's taxonomy places the organism in Eukaryota, Viridiplantae, Streptophyta, Magnoliopsida, Fabales, Fabaceae.